AUGUCUCUCUCUUGCUCUGCUGAUGCUAUCAGUCAGCCAGCAAUCUUUGGAGGGAAGGUCAUCGACUUUGCCGUCAGCUUGGUCGAAAACUAUAAUUUUGAGGCCAAGUCAAUCCUUUACUAUGGGCACCCGACAACCGUCGCUGAGGACGUCAACUUUUGCAAUGUCACCGUCACCUACACUCACCCUGGUCAGAACGACACUGUCCACGUUGAAACGUGGCUACCUAUGGACAACUUCAAUGGUCGACUCCAAUCCAUCGGGGGAGGAGGCUGGGUCGCUGGAAGAUAUCCGCCGGGCUAUGCUGCCAUGAGCGGAGCAAUCAGUGAGGGUUAUGCCACUUCGGCGACAGAUGCGGGGCUGCAACUACAAAUGGACUAUGGUCCUGAUAUCUGGGCCCUGACUAGCGAGGGGAAUCCCAAUCUCUAUCUCCUCCAGAACUUCGCUGCUGUCUCCCUAGGCGAUCAGGCAAUCAUUGCUAAAGGUUUGAUCAAAAGCUUCUAUGGGGAAGAACCCAAGUAUUCCUACUGGAGUGGCUGUUCUCAGGGCGGAAGACAAGGCAUGAUGCUUGCGCAGCGAUAUCCAGAAGCUUAUGAUGGCAUACAUGCGUGUGCACCGGCAAUCAACUGGAAUCAAUUCUUCAUGUCAACCUUUUGGCCUCAGCUGAUUAUGCAGGAGCUAGACUACUUUCCGUACCCUUGCGAGAUGAAUGCCGUCUUAGCAGAGGCCAUAGAGGCCUGUGAUGGGCUUGAUGGCAUUAUCGAUGGAAUCAUCUCCAACGAGGACGCCUGUGACUUUGACCCAAUGGAUGUCGUCGGCAAAUCGUUCAACUGCUCCGAUACUGCUAAGAAUAUGAGUAUCUCUGAGGAGGCAGCCAAGAUAGCCAAAGCGACCUGGUCAGGUCCGACUACCACUGAUGGCAAGUUCAUAUGGUACGGCCCCAACACGGGAGCUCAGCUCAGCGGGCAGUCGCUCCAGCUGACGAGCGACAUUGGACUUGCCAUGACCACAUGCACCGGCGGGACUUGCCGAGGAGCCCCAGUGGGCCUUGGAGAAGUUUGGAUCAAAUAUUGGAUAGAGGCCAACCCAGCCUGGUCGUACAAGAAUAUGACCCGAGAAGCAUUUGAUACUUUUGCCCAUGAAGCUGUUCAGCGGUAUGAAUCAGUAAUUGGAACAGGCGACCCUGACCUGACAGCCUUCUACAAGAAGGGCGGCAAGAUUCUGGGUUAUCACGGAACACACGAUCAGCUUAUUCCAGUCAAGGGCACAAGACACUACUACAACAAGGUGAAGGAGAUCAUCCCCGAAGUCGCAAGCUUUUACCGCAUGUUCGAAGUUCCUGGGCUGCUGCAUUGCUCCGGCGGCAAGGGAGGACAGCCCACAAACACGUUCGAUGCACUCCGAGCUUGGGUUGAGAACGGGACCGUGCCAACUGAACUGCCUCAUUCGUUCAAGGACGACAACGGUGAUGAGCAACAUCGUCUUCUCUGCCCUUACCCUGAGAAAGCAUGGUUGAAGAGAAAUGAGAUUGAGAAUACCGUAUAUAAGUCUACUGACUUUAUUUGCGUCUGA
Fusarium oxysporum Fo47 is the source of this 1572-nucleotide messenger RNA. Its product is annotated as Tannase/feruloyl esterase. The transcript has 3 exons. The coding region runs from base 1 to 1572 and encodes 523 amino acids. The record is from RefSeq and is a predicted model, not a curated record. NCBI's taxonomy places the organism in Eukaryota, Fungi, Ascomycota, Sordariomycetes, Hypocreales, Nectriaceae.